AUGUUUGAUGAAAUUCGAUAUGAAAUCAACGGUGUGGAAAUUAAUCGCAACAGAAACGUUGGAAUCACUAGUACUCUAAAGAACUAUGUAUCUCUUACGUUUGACAAAGGAAUGAUAAUGCAGAAUGCCGGAUGGGACAUGUCGUCCACUCUGUGGGAAAAUUAUUUCAAUUUUUGCGUGCCUCUAAAUUUACUGCUGGGCUUUUGCGAAGAUUACAAACGCAUGGUUGUUAACGCACGCCAUGAAUUAAUUUUGAUACGAGCGCGCAAUGAUAACAAUUCUAUUGUGGGAACGAAUAGAACGACAGAACCGGAAAUUGAAUUGUUCAAAGUUCAGUGGCGAAUGCCACAUGUUACGUUAAAUGAAGUCAAUAAAUUGUCCAUACUACGAGCUUUGGAAAGCGGGCGAUAUCUAAGUAUGAGUUUUCGUUCCUGGGAUCUGUACCCCUUGCUGCAGAGCACAACCAAACAUUCGUGGGCUGUUAAAACUGCAACACAAUUAGAAAAGCCUCGAUUCGUUAUCUUUGCACUACAGACCGGUCGCAAGAAUAUCAUGUCUCAAGAUGCUACUAUUUUUGACGAUUGUAAUUUGAUCAAUGUGAAACUUUAUUUCAACUCUGAAUUUUAUCCGUACGAUGACUUGAAUCUAGACUUUCGUAAAUCUAGAUACUCCAUCCUGUUUGACAUGUACCAACGUUUUCGUAAAUCUUAUUAUGGACGUGAUUGCUACGAUACGCUGCUUAACGUGGUCACAUUUCUGCAAAGAGGACCUUUUACAGUCAUUGAUUGCUCGCGGCAAAACGAGUCCAUCAAAAGUGCUACUGUGGACGUGCGCAUUGAAUUUGAUUGCAAAGAAAAUGUGCCAGCGAGCACUACCGCCUAUUGCCUUAUCUUACAUGAUCGUGAAGUAGCGGUAUUGAAACAAGGAAACGUUCUCACGCAUUACAUUUUUACGAAUUCCAUGCCAUGGAAUGCAUUGACAAAAUCCGAAAGAUCUUGCGUUUCUUGGUUGACUGCUUAUCACCAUGGAUUACAAUGGGAAGAUGGAAUAGUUCAGUAUCCGAAAGCGAAGCACCUGAUUUCAACAGCUGUAUAUGAUAAAAAUGAUGAUGAAGCUAUCGUAUACGUUAAAGGCCGUGAAAAACGAGAAUGA
Molecule: messenger RNA, 1152 nt
Organism: Solenopsis invicta (red fire ant)
Lineage: Eukaryota; Metazoa; Arthropoda; Insecta; Hymenoptera; Formicidae
Exons: 2
Coding region: 1-1152 (383 amino acids)
Source: RefSeq, a predicted model, not a curated record